ACACACUCCCUCCAUCACACACACCCGAUCAUCUGUUUCUGCUUACACACACAUAUCAAGCUGCAAAAGCUUACAACUGGACUGCAUCAAACACAGUUCCCAUCGACUUUGUGCUGAAAGUUGAUGAGAGGAUAAGCCCUCCGAGGCUCGGUGCAAGCCAUGGAGAGCAUGGACAGCCUCUUGUCCGAGAUGUUACAGAGGUUCCCUGAAGUUCCCCGCGACACUGUUAUUGCUCACGUCAAACUGUAUCCAAGAAACCGGACAGCUCUCUUGAAUCAGCUUAGCCGAGUCUCUUCCACCCUCGGUGCUGUUGGGGGGAGCAACGGAGAGGGCGGAUCGCAAAACGGAGCGAGCGGGGAGAAUCUGUCCCAAAUGUAUUCGGAUUUUGAGACUUCGGGAGUCGAAAACGCCCAUCUCGAAAGCGUGCCAAUGCCCGAGCGCCCACCUUCUCUGAUCAUCACACCCCCACAGAGCCCGGACAAGGAAAACGCCCCGAAACUCUGCAUCGUGGAGAAUCUCAACUACGAAGCUUUCCUGCUCCGGAACCAGAAAGACAGAUUACAGGCUUUAGACGAAGCCACACAGAAGAAUCGGGAGUGCUUGAUGAAACUCCGCGACGAGGUCACGAGGAAAGAGAGGCUUCUAUUCGAGAGAUCCGUUGAAAUCAGAGAAGAGAACCCGAAGAUAACAAUAGAAACCUUGCUGGACUUGGCACAAGCGAAUCGGCAGCUGUGCGUCCAAACGCACUGCCUCGUCACCGAGGUCGAUCUCCACACCGAUGGUCAAGCCCCCUUAGGAUUUUACGAUAACAUCUAUCCUGGUCCGGACAAUCCUGUGGCCACGAUCCAAGCGUCCUCGAACCGGCGGAGAGAGAAGCCCCCUGUCCAGGAGCCGCCGUCACGAUGGGGAUGCGAACACUGUACAUUCGUGAAUCAUCCAGAAAUCAAAAUAUGCGAAAUGUGUCUGAACCCGAGAUCUUCAACCUCUUCCAUUGUGUCUAGUAAGUUUGACGAGCCCUCGAGCGAGGAUGAAACAUCCAGCACAGAUUCGCUGUCGUUGCCGGAUAGUAGCGAAGACGAUGACGAUACGCUGAACGAUGAGAUCGAGAUCGAAGUGAAAAAAGAGCCACGGGGUAGAUCUCCAAUAUGUUUGCGGAUGAGGCAACGGACGCCCAAAGAUAGUGUGACGUUCCGUUUCUACAAGAAUAUCAACAGAGGUUAGAGGAAGCCUGCGUUUGCGAUCACUAAUAACGCGACGGGCGUCGCGGCAAGUUUUGCAUUAACCACCCGUUCCCGUACAAU
Molecule: messenger RNA, 1301 nt
Organism: Galendromus occidentalis (western predatory mite)
Lineage: Eukaryota; Metazoa; Arthropoda; Arachnida; Mesostigmata; Phytoseiidae
Product: mitogen-activated protein kinase kinase kinase 7-interacting protein 3 homolog
Exons: 4
Coding region: 160-1221 (353 amino acids)
Source: RefSeq, a predicted model, not a curated record